This is a messenger RNA of Cladophialophora yegresii CBS 114405, 534 nucleotides long. RefSeq lists its product as uncharacterized. The record is from RefSeq and is a predicted model, not a curated record. The coding region runs from base 1 to 534 and encodes 177 amino acids. NCBI's taxonomy places the organism in Eukaryota, Fungi, Ascomycota, Eurotiomycetes, Chaetothyriales, Herpotrichiellaceae. The transcript has a single exon.
AUGCUUCUGCGCCGAACGAGUCUCAGCGAACAACAUGCCGCCGGAAAGACCACAGCGGAACAACAGGCGCGCCGGGAUUCCGACGGCCAACGACCGCUGACUUGCAUGUUUUACUUUUUUGCUUCCCAAAUGAAGCGCAAUACCCAGCCCGCCGAUUCGGACCUCGUGCGAAGAGGGACAGUAGAGGACAAGCCCACACAUCGGCUGGAUUCGAUGAUUGCAAGACUAGGCAUGCAAGCCGCGUUUUCUCCUUUGAUUUCCAAGUUCGACACAUAUCCGGCAGAGAUCCCAGACGCCAGGCCCGAGAGCUCGCGACGGAAGAAGCCGGCACCUCCUCCAGGAGAAGUUCAUGACACCGUCCUGAUCAUGAAGUUUCGCGACAAGCGCGCCCAGCAAGAAUGGAUUGCGACCAAAGAGUGGCAGGACUUCAUGCAAAAGACAGAGGGACAGGAGGUCUUCAGGAGGAUGCCCCAUGUGCGAUGUGCCAGCAGUGUCAGAGGCCUGAUGGAUCCCAUGGAUAUCCUGACUGCUUGA